AUGGCUGAGGAGGCUCUCUUCUUACUGCUGCACAAUGAGAUCGUGUCCUGUGUGUACAAGUCGGGCGAGCAGGGGGGAGUGUGGUGAGCCACCUGUGUGUUAUUUCUGGCUGGAUUUACAAACAUGACAUGUUGCAGGAGAAUGGAAAAUGCAUCACCAAGUUGGAGAACAUGGGUUUUCGUGUGGGGCAAGGAUUGAUAGAGAGGUUUACCAAAGACACAGCAAGGUUCAAAGAUGAAUUGGACAUCAUGAAGUUUGUCUGCAAAGACUUCUGGACUACAGUAUUCAGAAAGCAAAUUGACAAUCUGCGGACCAAUCACCAGGGAAUCUAUGUUCUUCAGGACAACAAAUUCCGCCUUAUAACUCAGAUGUCUGCAGGGAAACAGUAUUUGGAACAUGUACCUAAGUAUUUGGCAUUUACUUGUGGAUUAAUCCGAGGAGGAUUAUCAAAUUUAGGAAUAAGAAGUAUUGUAACAGCUGAAGUCUCAGCAAUGCCAGCAUGUAAGUACGCGUAUUCUGAAAUUGUCUAUUUUUAA
This is a messenger RNA of Staurois parvus, 536 nucleotides long. The record is from the annotation of a GenBank genome assembly. Lineage: Eukaryota; Metazoa; Chordata; Amphibia; Anura; Ranidae.